UUUGGGGUCCCCCUGGGAACCACGUGCCGCCCCGGUGUGACCGCGGUUCCCCGCUUGCUCCCAAGGGCUGCCCAUGGAGGAGGUUCUGAGCAGGAGGGUCUGCGAGGAGCUGCUGGAAAUGCUGCGAGCGCAGCAGGACGGCCGGUCCCGCAGCGCCAUCCUGCGCAGCAUCACCCGCUGCAUCUACCUGAUGGACGCGAAGAACCCCACCUGCAGCCCGGAGCACGUCCAGCUGGUGGCCUCCUGCCUGCACGACCAGGACCGGGACACCCAGAUCCAGGCUCUGAACACCCUCAGGGCUUUUGCCACCCAGUCCCUGUUUACUGCCCAAAUCCAGGAUUACUACCCCAAGAUCCUGGAUCUGGUCGUCUCCUCCCGGGACGAGGAGGUGCAGGUGGCGGCGCUGCGGCUGCUCAACGCUCUGCCCGUGCCCCCCAACAUCGCGCCGCUGCUGCGCCGCGCGGUGCCCAACCUGGUGGGCUUCCUGCAGUGGGACAACACCACCAUCCAGGUUCGCUGCCCCCCCGCGCCCGGCGGGGACCCCCCCCCCGACACCGUGCCCACCCUCCCAGCCGCAUCCCCGGUGUUUCUGCAGCUGCAGGUCCUCAGGCUGCUCAUCACGCUGUCCCGCAAGGAAGAGCUCCUGCCCGACAUCCUCAACUGCCAGGUCCAGCCCGAAUUCCUGAGCCUCAUGAACAACUCGCAGCCGGCGAAGCUGCUCUGCGAGAUGCUGGCGCUGGUGGAGGUGCUGCACGGGGGCUGCGCGAAGCCCCGCCGCCCGAGCAAGAGCCCCCAGAGCGGCAGCUGCUCCCUCUACGAGGUCCUUUUCGGCGAGAACUCCCACCUGGCCGAUCACCUCCUGGUCAUGUUCGUCCACCCCGAGGAGAGCGUGCAGCUCCAUGCGUGCAGACUCAUCAUGAGCCUGCAGCUGUACAAGCUGGAUAUGGAGAUCGCCGCCGGCGCCCUGAGCAAGCACGUCUCGCCCGCCAGCAAACCCGUUUUCUAGGGG
Messenger RNA from Oxyura jamaicensis (ruddy duck), 1009 nucleotides. RefSeq names its product armadillo repeat containing 12 (gene ARMC12). Gene Ontology annotation, cellular component: nucleus. The record is from RefSeq and is a predicted model, not a curated record. The coding region runs from base 74 to 1006 and encodes 310 amino acids. The transcript has 4 exons. Lineage: Eukaryota; Metazoa; Chordata; Aves; Anseriformes; Anatidae.